This is a messenger RNA of Lepisosteus oculatus (spotted gar), 3469 nucleotides long. It is a transcript of the gene naalad2, whose product is annotated as N-acetylated alpha-linked acidic dipeptidase 2. Gene Ontology annotation, molecular function: carboxypeptidase activity. Lineage: Eukaryota; Metazoa; Chordata; Actinopteri; Semionotiformes; Lepisosteidae. The record is from RefSeq and is a predicted model, not a curated record.
UGUUUCUUAUGGGACCGCCCUCCCCCCUUAUCUCUCGCGUAAUAACAGCAAUCAUCAGUGGCAGAAGCUGGGAUAGCUGGAGACGAAGCUAAUGGGGAUCCAGAAGGAGAAGCGUUUAAAAUGGUUUGGUUUACUAGUAAUUAUUACUGUUUUUUUCCUAAUUGGAUUUUUAAUAGGAUGGUUUGCAAGGCCCAAGGCAUCCAAUUAUGAAGGACCUUCUCAGAGAUUCCUGAAGGAGUUUCUCAGUGAAAUGAAAGCUGAAAACAUCAAGCAGUUCCUCAGGAAAUUCACACAGCUUCCUCACCUGGCAGGUACAGUUCAAAACCUUCGCCUGGCAGAAGAGAUUCGGGAUGAUUGGCUGCAGUUUGGCCUGGAUUCAGUGGAGAUUGUCCCCUUUGAUGUCCUCCUGUCCUAUCCCAAUGAAACCCGUCCAAACUACAUUGCAAUCAUUGACAACCUAGGAAACGAGGUUUUCAAUACCUCUCUAUCAGAGCCUGUUCCUGAAGGGUAUGAAAAUAUUUCCAAUAUUGUGCCCCCCUACAGUGCAUACUCUGCACAAGGUCAACCUGAGGGAGAACUAGUUUAUGUGAACUAUGGCCGGACGGAGGACUUUUUUAAAUUGGAACGCGAAAUGGGGAUUAAUUGUUCUGAGAAAAUUGUUAUUGCAAGAUACGGAAAGAUCUUCAGAGGCAAUAAGGUGAAGAAUGCUAUUCUUGCCGGUGCAAAGGGUAUCAUCCUGUUCUCAGACCCAGCAGAUUACUGUGCUCCAGGGGUAGAUGUUUACCCCAAUGGGUGGAAUCUCCCAGGGGGUGGAGCUCAGCGAGGGAAUGUGUUAAACCUCAAUGGAGCAGGAGACCCCUUAACCCCAGGGUACCCAGCCAAAGAAUAUACUUACAGAUACAGUAUAGAUAAAGCAGUGGGUCUUCCUAAAAUCCCUGUUCACCCCAUUGGAUACCAUGAUGCUGUGCAUUUACUCAGGAAUAUGGGUGGAGAAGUUCCCCCUAACAGCUGGAAGGGAGCCCUCAAUGUUUCCUACAGAAUUGGACCUGGUUUUGCUGGAGAGUUUGCCACACAAAAAGUGAAAAUGAACAUCUUCACAAACAAUAAGGUCACAAGAAUAUACAAUGUCAUUGGGAAAAUCCGUGGAGCAAUGGAGCCAGACAGGUAUGUCAUCCUGGGAGGUCACCGUGACGCGUGGGUCUUUGGAGGAAUUGAUCCAACUACUGGAGCAGCAGCUGUCCAUGAAACUGUAAGAAGUGCAGGGAUGCUUGUCAAAAAAGGGUGGAGACCCAGAAGAUCAAUAAUUUUUGCAAGCUGGGAUGCUGAAGAAUUUGGAUUGCUAGGCUCCACAGAGUGGGCUGAGGAAAAUGCAAAACUUUUGCAGGAAAGAGGAGUGGCUUACAUUAAUGCUGAUUCUGCCAUAGAAGGUAAUUACACACUGAGGGUUGAUUGCACACCAUCAUUGCACACUCUCGUAUAUGACCUGACCAAACAGAUUGCUAGUCCCGAUGAGGAAUAUCAGGGCAAAUCUCUCUAUGAGAGCUGGCAUAAAAAAGAUAACUGGACAGAGGACCGAGAUGCACCAAGGAUUAGCAAGCUUGGUUCUGGCAGUGACUUUGAAGCGUAUUUUAUAAGACUUGGAGUUGCUUCAGGGCGGGCAAGAUACACUAAAAACAGAAAAACCGAGAAGUACAGCAGUUACCCUGUGUACCACAGUGUCUAUGAAACAUUUGAACUGGUGAAGAGGUUUUAUGAUCCUUCCUUUAAGAAGCUGCUUGCUGUGGCACAGGUCCGAGGAGGCCUUGUCUUUAAGCUGGCUGAUUCCCCGGUUCUUCCGAUGGACUGCAAAGAGUAUGCAGAAGCCUUGUGGAAAUAUACCAACAGCAUAUGUCAGCUGGCUUUGAAACACCAGGCUGAACUGUUCAAAUACAAGGUUUCAUUCGGUCCUCUUUUUUCUGCAGUUGAAAACUUCACAAGAGCUGCAACAGAUUUCCAUGAGCGUCUCAAGGUCCUGGACAUGACCAAUCCUCUUGAAAUCCGGAUAGUAAACGAUCAAUUUAUGUAUCUGGAAAGAGCAUUUGUGGAUCCUCUUGGAUUGCCAGGAAGGCCAUUUUACAGGCACAUUAUAUUUGCUCCAAGUGCCCAUAAUAAAUAUGCAGGGGAGUCAUUCCCAGGAAUCUACGAUGCUAUGUUUGAUAUCGAAAAUGCUAAAGAUCCACCCAGUGCCUGGGAAGAGGUCAAACGGCAAAUCAGCAUUGCAGCCUUCACAGUACAUGCUGCAGCAAUGACUCUUAAUCCUGCAGCCUGAGAGGACCAUAAUGCAAACGGAAGUACAGCAUUCAGUCAAGAGUACUGUUGUUUUCAGUUUUCAAUAUUCUCCCUGUGACAUCACAGAUGCAGAAACCUUUUCACCAGCAAGUGAUAGAAAAAAUAAAAUUUUAUUUUAUUGCUGUAACUGGGUCAUCACAUGAUUGUGAUUUAAAUAGUAUUUUUUAAUGGAAAUACGUAACUUUAACCUGCAUUAUGACCGACGUUCCUUAAGUAUUUUUAGGAUUUUUUAUAUACUGUAUGUAAUUCUUGUACUUGGAGUGGUUUGGGACACCAGAUGGGUUUUGGGAUCUCUUGCCAAAGACAAUCACUGGGUCAGCACCCCACUGUGAAUAUUAAGGUUGAUUUCAUACUAUGACCUUUUCAUUCCAUCCAGCUGUACAAAAAUGCACCAGCAAGUACUUAACUGGCCUACUGUCCCACUGAGAGGAAGAUUAAGGUUGCAAUGGUCCGUCACCAUAGAAGACAUUGGGCUUGUUGAGGGGUUUAAGGAUUUUCCUUGCUUUACCUAGAUCCUUUUUUAGCCAUAUUCACAAUCAUAUGCUUUAAAUGACUUUAGACAUACAAGUAUGAAACAUUUUUGCAUUUACAUUUAAAAUUUCCUAUAAUUAAUUUUUCAAACAGUAAAUUUAUUUUAUACAGAGUAUUUCAAUAUUUCAAAUUAUAAUCUAAUAUUUACACCUACAUCUUCUCUUUCCAAAACCUUUCUUGGGAGAUAAUUUAAUGUUUAAAAACAAAUAUCCUUUCUACCCAAAACAGUAUACAUGCAGGCACUCGUGUUUAAUACUUAAAGUGAUGAUGCAGACAGAAAACUGCAUAUCACAGCCACGAUCUCAAAGCCAUUACAUUACAAAGCCAAAAAAACCUGUGAAACAGACUAAAUGAGAAAUUCAUAAACAGAUUUGGCAAGAUAUGCUGAACCAUACAGAAAAAAACUAAACUCUUAAUAGUGACACGUCUCUGAGCCCCUUGUUAAUUAGACCACUCUGAGGUUUUUAUUCUCCACUAUUGACAGAUUACUAUCACCUCAUUUUCUCCACCUCUGCUCCACUUUUCUCUUCUGUAUUUUUGUUUUACACUAUAAAGGUCUCCAAACACUUUUGGUGUUCAUCAACAUUGAAAUAAAUUCUUGUAAAUCCUU